Messenger RNA from Trichoderma aggressivum f. europaeum, 1668 nucleotides. RefSeq lists its product as uncharacterized. Bases 1 to 1668 code for a protein of 555 amino acids. Lineage: Eukaryota; Fungi; Ascomycota; Sordariomycetes; Hypocreales; Hypocreaceae. The transcript has 3 exons. The record is from RefSeq and is a predicted model, not a curated record.
AUGAAAUCCACACUACCGUUCUUUUCUUGGCUAGCUUUGGUCAAUGGCACCACCGUUCAUAAGCAACCGCUACCGACGGUAGACCUUGGAUAUCAAGUCCACCGAGCAAUCUCAUUCGAUGAAACUAUCAAAGCUUACAACUUCACAAACAUUCCCUUUGCAGAGCCUCCCCUAGGUUCUCUCAGGUUCAAUGCACCGGUUCCACCCAAAGGACGUAAAUCGGGCAUUCAAGAUGGAAGCGUUGGCAAAGUUUGCCCACAGGCGUUUCCCAAUUGGCUGGCAAUGUCCUCAGUCUUCAUGACAGCCUUUACUGCGAACCAAACGUCAUCAUUCAACGUGACGCAAACACAAGAGUUGCUCUCCCAACUACCGCCACAGGCGCCUGAUGGUCGGACUACAGAAGACUGUCUUGUUCUCGAUGUUUUGGUUCCCCAAAAGGUAUUCGAUGCAAAGCGUAGUAAGGGUAGCAAAGGGGCCCCGGUUUUGGGUGGUGGAUAUAUCCUUGGGGACAAGACAAUGAUGGGGGUCCCAGAUGGUGUUAUGGCUGCAACUCAGACAAAGAGUAGCGACGGCGCCAUCUGGGUUGCUAUGAAUUAUCGUCUUGGCGCUUUUGGAUUCCUUUCUGGCCCCACGUUUCUGGAGCAAGGUGGCGUCGCGAACGCUGGGCUCUUAGACCAGAGGCUUGCACUUGAAUGGGUUCAGAAGAACAUCCACUUGUUCGGAGGCGAUCCCGAUAACGUAACUGUUAUGGGUGUUUCUGCUGGUGGCGGAUCGAUCAUGCACCAGAUCACGGCCUAUGGCGGGCAAAAGCCUGCUCCCUUUCGUCGAGCUAUCCCCCAGUCGGCCGGCCUUGUUCCAGUACCUGGAAAUAAGAAAGCAGAGCAAGCGUUCGAUGGGUUCCUCGAGCUUCUUAAUGUUACGACACUGGCUGAAGCGCGGGCCUUGCCUUCAGCAAAGCUGAUAGCUGCGAAUGCAAAGCAAGUCGGCGCUGCUCCCUAUGGCGGUUUUGUACAUGGUCCAACGGUUGACGGAGCUUUUGUGCCGGGAAUGCCCUCAAAGUUGUUUCUCCAAGGCGCGUUUGCCAAGGAUAUAGAGAUCAUUUCCACUUUCAACGCCAAUGAGGGAGUGCUGUUCACCGACCCUGCUGCCUAUAACGACGACACGCUAUUCAGGAAGCAGAUUCAAGACAUCUUCACCACGUUAUCAGGCGAUGAUGCCGAUUUUAUCUUUGAGACGCUUUACCCUACCAAAUAUGAUGGAUCUAUGCCGUACACCAACUCUUUGGGGCGAGCGCAGUUGGUCAUUGCCGAAGCUUCAAUUUUCUGCAACCAAAACGCAAUGGUCAAGGCUGCGCAAAAACAAGGCGUGGCUGCAUUCGCGUUUCAAAACUCCAUCUGGCCAGCGAUCCAUGGAUCUGACCAACGUUAUCUCUUCCCUUCAGGACCGACGACAGCUGCGGCCAGCCAAGUUUCGGGCGUUAUGUGGGAUAUCAUUGCUGGCUUUGUCAACAAUGGCUCCCCGAUCAAGCCCCCGGCUCACGGCGCCUCGAUUCCUGCAUACGGCCAGAAGGAUUCUAUUCUGAACUUGCGGGAUAACGCUUACUCCGUUAUUCGCGAUCCAACGACGAACGAAAGAUGUGAUUGGUGGCAAAAGGCGCUGUACUACUGA